Molecule: messenger RNA, 703 nt
Organism: Lucilia cuprina (Australian sheep blowfly)
Lineage: Eukaryota; Metazoa; Arthropoda; Insecta; Diptera; Calliphoridae
Product: tetratricopeptide repeat protein 39B-like
Exons: 4
Coding region: 123-674 (183 amino acids)
Molecular function (GO): protein binding
Source: RefSeq, a predicted model, not a curated record
AAUUAUGUGGAGCCUGGCUUAAUUUAAGAUUGGAUUGGCGUGAAGCCAGUUUAUAUGCGACAUACUUGGUCGAAAAUAGUAAAUGGUCUCGUACUAUAUAUACAUUUCAAAAAGCUGCUGUUAUGCUGAUGUUACCAAAUUUAACAGCAACUGAAAGAAUGUCAAUAGACAAUUUAAUGCGUGACUGCCCCGCCUAUAAACAGCGUAUUGCUGGAAAAUCUUUGCCAAUGGAGAAAUUCAUAUGCAAAAAAUCCGAAAGAUAUUUUUCACAGGGAAAUUUUCUUUGCUUACCUGCUAUAGAAUUAAUGUAUCUUUGGAAUACGUUCAAAGUAAUUAGCAAAAAAUAUGAAAUAGCUGAUAGUAUUUAUAGAGUUAUAGAUACAAAACUGAAUGAAAUGGAAAGAAGUACAGAACGUUCGGUAUAUGAUUCAGAUAACAAGGCUUUAUGUCUUCUACUACGUGGAGCAUGCUUAAGGCAAAUGAAAAAACCAGGAUUAGCAUUACAAGAUUUAAAUGAAUGUAUUGAUUUGCACCCUCUCAUAAAAGAAGAUCUAUAUUUGAUUGCAUUUGCAAGCGUAGAAUGCGGAUUAGUCUAUGCCGAUGAAAAUAAAAUUAAUUUGGCAAUAAAUACGUUAGAGGAAACUAAUGAAGAGAGUAUAUUGGGUUUGUGCUGAUGUUCAAUGAUACCGUAGACGAAGCCUAU